Molecule: messenger RNA, 1632 nt
Organism: Acaromyces ingoldii
Lineage: Eukaryota; Fungi; Basidiomycota; Exobasidiomycetes; Exobasidiales; Cryptobasidiaceae
Product: amino acid transporter
Exons: 4
Coding region: 1-1632 (543 amino acids)
Biological process (GO): transmembrane transport
Cellular component (GO): membrane
Molecular function (GO): transmembrane transporter activity
Source: RefSeq, a predicted model, not a curated record
AUGGGCGUCCAUCGGCAGCGAUUCGGCCUGCUGGCCAUCAUUGGCCUCUCUUUUGCCAUCUUGAAUUCGCCCACGGCCAUGAGCGCCUCUCUCUCCGUCGUUCUCACCUCGGGUGGACCGGUCGCCGUGUGCUGGGGCCUCGUCAUCUCAGCAAUCGGCGUCCUUUGCGUCGCCCUGAGCCUGGCUGAAAUCUGUUCCGUGCUUCCCACUCCUGGUGGUCCAUACCACUUCACCUUCAGAUUGGCCACACCCCGGACGCGAGUGCCUGCCGCGUACUUUACCGGAUGGCUCGCCUGCGCCGGUUGGGUCUGCUUGACGGCCACGACGUCGUCCCUGGCGGGCUCUCUCAUCGUCGGCAUCAUAGCUCUGCUCCACCCCUCGUACGAGGAGAAGGCCUGGCACGAGUUCCUGAUCUACAUCGUCUUUGCCGUCGGCGCAUGGUUCGUCAACGUCUUUGGCGCAAGGAUCCUGGACCCUGUCAACCGUGCCGCCCUCGUGUGGAGCAUCUCGGGCGUCGUCAUCAUCUGCAUCACCUGCCUGGCAUGUGCAAGCCCACAAUAUGGAACGGGCAAGUUCGUCUUCGGCACAUACGUUAACCAGACAGGCUGGGACAAUGGCGUAGCAUUCAUCUUGGGACUUCUCCAGUCGACUUUUGGACUGGUCGGAGUCGACGGUGCAACGCACAUUAUCGACGAGAUGCCCACGCCCCACAUUCUUGCUCCUCGCGCCAUGAUUCUUGCGCCCAUCAUUGGCAGCAUCUCGGCAUUCAUUCUCCUCAUCGUCUUCCUCUUCGUCCUCAAAGACUUCGGCCAGGUCACUAGCGGUCCCGCUGGUCCUUUGCUCGAGAUCAUCUACCAAGCACUGGGGAACCGAGGCGGCGCCGUCGCUUUGUACAUGUUCCCCGUCGUGUCCAUGGCCUUUGCUGCUAUUUCGAUCCUCUGCGCCAGCUCUCGCCAGACGCAGAGCUUCGCUCGAGACAAGGGCUUGAUUUUCGGCACCUUCUGGGAGAAGGAAAGCCCGCGAUGGGGUGUGCCGAUUGCUUCCAUCACGAUGACGUCUGCUUGGGUGAUCAUUUUCGGGUGCGUCUACCUCGGCAGCUCCUCGGCUCUCAACGCAAUUCUUUCGUCAAGCGUCGUGAUGCUCCAGGUGUCCUACUGCGUCCCCAUCAGUAUUCUCCUCGUUCGUGGACGGAGAUUGCUCGAUGAGAUUGCGGCCGAAGAGGACCGCGAAUUCCAAACGAUUGAGGAGCGGCAACAAGAGGGUCUCGAUCAGGGCACGAGCAGCAAGCGCAACUACAACCUGGGUCGAUUCGGCUGGGCCAUCAACGCCUGGGCUGUUCUCUUCAGCCUCUUUACCUCUGUCUUCUUCCUCUUCCCGCCCGAGCUUCCCACGACGGGCUCGUCGGCGAACUACGCUGCCGCUGUCGUCUUCUUUGUCAUCUGUCUCGCGGUCCUCUCUUGGAUCUUUGACGGCCGCAAGCAGUACGAGGGACCAAAGGACCUUGACUUGGCCCUUGCUCGAGCGAGGCAGGCUCGUCUCUACGACGAACGACCGAACUCACCGUCUUCUGCUCCGACAACCACCGCGGCGCAAGGCCCUGAUUCCACACCUGAAAAGACAGCAUCAUCGUAA